Molecule: messenger RNA, 972 nt
Organism: Gastrolobium bilobum
Lineage: Eukaryota; Viridiplantae; Streptophyta; Magnoliopsida; Fabales; Fabaceae
Product: glycine-rich protein DOT1-like
Exons: 3
Coding region: 1-972 (323 amino acids)
Source: RefSeq, a predicted model, not a curated record
AUGAUUUUCAAGCCCUUUAUUUUCCUGUGUUUUCUGUCUGGCGUGGUUCUUAUAGCUGCGGUUGUGGCUGUUGAAUCAUCUAAAGAUGGGGUUAAAGCUGUUGAAACAAAUGUAAUUCCAGAAUGUGAAGAAAAGCGGCCAUAUUUUGUAAAGGGUAUCGACAACUGUCAAGGGAAGAAAGGUGGUGGAUAUGGCGGCGGAUCCGGUGGUAGUGGAGGAGGGGGAGGAAUAGGCGGCGGUGGUGGCCAAGGAGGAGGAGGAGGAAGCGGUGGAGGCGGUGAAGGUGGCAGUGGUGGAGGUGGCCAAGGAGGAGGCGGUGGAGGUAGCCAAGGAGGAGGCGGUAGCGGAGGAGGUUAUGGCGGAGGUGGAGGUAGCCAAGGAGGAGGCGGUAGCCAAGGAGGAGGCAGUAGCGGCGGAGGAUAUGGUGGUGGUAGCCAAGGAGGUGGAGGCAGCCAAGGAGGUGGCAGUAGCGGCGGAGGAUAUGGUGGUGGUGGAAGUGGUGGAGGUGGCAAAGGAGGAGGUGGUAGCCAAGGAGGUGGUGGUAGCCAAGGAGGUGGCAGUAGCGGCGGAGGAUAUGGUGGUGGUGGUGGAAGUGGUGGAGGUGGUAAAGGAGGUGGUGGUAGCCAAGGAGGAGGUGGAAGUGGAGGUAAAGGGGGGAAAGGAGGGAAAGGAGGAUAUGGUGGUGGUGGCCACGGAGAAGGUGGCAAAGGCCACGGAGGUGGUGGUGGUGGUUAUGGUGGUGGAGGUGGAGGUAGCAAAGGAGGAGGUGGUAAGGGAGGAAGCGGUGGAGGGGGCCAAGGAGGUGGUGGAGGUAGCCAAGGAGGUGGAAGUAGCGGCGGAGGUUAUGGUGGUGGCGGAAGUGGUGGAGGUGGAGGCAGCCAAGGAGGUGAAGGUAGCCAAGGAGGAGGCGGUAGCAGCGGAGGAUAUGGUGGUGGUGGAAGUGGAGGAGGAGGUGGUGGAGGAGGAUAUUGA